This is a messenger RNA of Loa loa (African eye worm), 1158 nucleotides long. RefSeq lists its product as hypothetical. Lineage: Eukaryota; Metazoa; Nematoda; Chromadorea; Rhabditida; Onchocercidae. The transcript is spliced from 4 exons. The coding region runs from base 34 to 933 and encodes 299 amino acids. The record is from RefSeq and is a predicted model, not a curated record. Gene Ontology annotation, cellular component: aminoacyl-tRNA synthetase multienzyme complex.
UUUCAGGUCGUCUUUUCAAGGACAGUGCAACAGAUGUAUACUGUUGAACCAUACCUGAAUUUCCACGAAAAUAUCCCUCCGCCUGAUGUGAUGUAUUCAGUGAAGAGUUAUCAUGAUGUAUCUCAUACUAGCGGGCUGAUGGGAAAUAUUACAAGUAGUGUACAAUCUUCUAUGGAAGAAAGUUUAAAGGAAAUUAUUAACAGAAAUCAGCUGAAACUCAUUGAGGAGCUUGCAGCAUUUGUUGAUCAUCUGAAUAAGGCAUUAAUAAGCUCUUCAGCAAAAGUUGAAACAACAUUCAGAGAGCGGAGGAACUUCCCCCAUGUUCUGCAGCAACAAUUUGCAUUCAGAAAGGGCAAAGUCGAUACUUCACCAAAAGAGGUAGGUGCAUACUGUCCUCCAGCACUAGCUGUUUUCGCAACUGUAAAAUAUCCCAUGAACACAAUCACACUUAUUGGCGAUACUAAAGUACUGUGGUUGCGGAAUUUAGCGAAAGUUGGUGCCAGAACUUCCAUACUGUUUGAAGGAUUAAAUGAUGGAAUCAGUUCACCACGUUGUACUAUUAAACUGCAAACAUCUAACAGUAACAAAAGCUUAGUUGCCGAAGUAAAUGGGACGAAAUUAUCCGAGCAUAUCUCAGUUUGGAAAUUACUUGGUUCAUUGACAUCGCUUUAUUCAAUAGCUCCGGAGCAUGCAGAAAUCUGUACUCAUAUAGAUUAUUGGCUGUUACUGAUAGAUGAUGUACUGUCGAACAAAAGUAAUGAAAAUAAUUUAUGUCGUCAAAUGUGUACUGCUUUAGGUCACCAUGACUAUCUGGUCUCAUAUGUUGCUGCAACACUGGCUGAUGUUCUUGCAUAUUCUGUUAUCACGAAACAAUCUUAUUAUGCAAAUAAUGUUGAAUUAUGGUUAAGACGUAUGGAUAAAUUGUUCCAGUAGACGUAACCACACUUCUAAUUUUAUAUUUUUUAAAUCUUACUGACGAUCUGACUUUCUUCUAAUAAUAGCGGACUUCAGUUCUGCAAAUUUAGGAGCUCUAUGAUCAUUUAACCAGUGUUCUUCUAGUUAUUAAUUUAUUCUGUCUGACGUAAAUUCUCAGUAAUGCCUUUUUAGUUCGAAUGAAGUUUCAGAAAUAUACACCUAUGAAUUCGACAUCGUUUUACC